Molecule: messenger RNA, 2499 nt
Organism: Hydractinia symbiolongicarpus
Lineage: Eukaryota; Metazoa; Cnidaria; Hydrozoa; Anthoathecata; Hydractiniidae
Product: IQ calmodulin-binding motif-containing protein 1-like
Exons: 13
Coding region: 86-1849 (587 amino acids)
Biological process (GO): cilium assembly
Cellular component (GO): cilium
Molecular function (GO): calmodulin binding
Source: RefSeq, a predicted model, not a curated record
UGGGUCAGCCUUUCAUGGUAUACUGUUUUAAAAUUGUGUAUAAUUAUGCUUUUUUUCAGAUGUAAAAUACUAAAUGUUUUGAUAAAUGGAUGUUGUGCCUAUUAAUAAUCAGGUUGUGCAUUUAGCAUCUGCAAUAUCAGAAGCAGACAAUGAAAGUAUUCCUGUGCUGCUACUUAAAACUCAAGACAUAAUCCUACUUGAGAAGAAUGAUUCCAAACGGUAUUUAGCAUUAAUAUCUGAACUUUGGAAGUAUGAAUUUCCUGGGAUGAUUGUGACAGCCUUAAAACAGGACUUCAAUCGAAUUUCUGGAUCAUGGCUUACCGCAUGCCAGUUAUCAUCCAUCGCAGUCGAGUGUUGUAUCGGAGCAACGUCAGAUUUAGAAAAUUUGAAAAAGCAAUUCCUUCCAAAUCUUACGUACACAAUGUUGCAAGUAAUGAGUAAAAUUGUAAAUGAAUAUAAUAAAGCUGAAAAGCUGUUUAAAGCCAAUGCCUUGGAUAAUUUAACACUAAUGGCAACAUCUUUAAAGAAAGUAAUGGAACACUACGUAUUCACUACAAUUACAGUCCUGUCCUCAAAACAUUUUAUGCAACUACUAAUGACUGAAGAUGAAAAACUUGCACUGUUUUGUUUGGCUUUGUUGAAGAACAUUCUUGUCAUCAACAGGAAUGUUUUGGAUCAUGUUGUCGAAAGUCGUUCGCACAGUACUGUGGAUGAGUUGGCUUACAAAAUAUCAUCCACAGAAUCUCCGCAGUUAGCUCAAGUAUCUGUGUCAUUACUUCUAACAGUUAUGGAUGUACACCCUCCGUUGUUGGAGUUGCUUUCUUCAAAACGUUACCGUGGUUUCAAGAUUUAUUUAAACAAAUGGAAAAAUCAAGGCUUCGACUUUGAUCUAAAUCGCCUUGUGAAAAUUUUGGAUUCACAAUCUGAAUAUCAAGUAGCUUCCACUAAAUUCAACAAUGCCGCCAUUAUGAUUCAGUCUGUUUAUCGUGGGUAUCUUCUUCGCGAACGCUUGAAGCGAGCUGCAGCCGCAAUAUCAUCAUUUCAAAGGCACUACCGUCUAAAGAAGAAGAAGCAGGCGAGAUUAAAAGAAAAACAACAGUUGGAAAAACUGAAGCAUGAUUAUGCGGAGUCUAAUCGCAGAAAGGAAUUUGUUGGUUCAAGAACGAAACAGUUAAAAAUAAUUGAGAAUAUUCCUGCUAAAACUGUUACCAAAUUUUUUAACGAACUUGAGGAAAGAUCGGCUACAAAAUUACAAGCAGCAUGGAGAGGUUACCGUGCACGAAUGUUGGUGAAGACACAUAAACCUGAAUUAAAAAGAUUUAAAGCUGCUGCAGUGAUACAGAGACAGGUACGCAAAUGGUUGGGAUAUCGAAGAAAACAGAAAGACGCAUUGGUAGAUCUUAUACCGUCUGGUUUAACAGACGAGCGGAAAGUGCAAUUGCAAAGUGUCAUCUCUAACAUUCGAGAAAGAUUUCCUACAACAGCACGUAGUGAUAAAGACUUGAAUGAACUUCAUGAGAAAGCGUUUGGAAUGUUAAAUGCACAUGUGAUGACUUUAAGAAAAAAUCGACGUCACGACGAACACAAAAAAGCAUUGCUGGCACAACUAUCUAUCCAAACACGUCAGAUGUCUAUUUUACCAUCACUAAACAACGUCGAGUCGAUUAAUUUAGAACAGUAUGUUUCCCAUUCUACGCCCAUAAUGGUAGCUGCGCGGGAAAAACAUUUAGAUACGAUGAACGAAUUGCAAAAGCCCUGGUGGAAAAAAAUCGACUCCGGUGGUGAAGAGCAUGAAGAACGUUUGCCAUAUGAAACUGAAUACUUACUAGAGAAUGAAAAAUUAUUUUGAUACUUCCGUUGUGAUUUCUAAUAUAUUACUUGAAUAUUAUUUAAAUUUCAUAUUACAAGCAUAGUUCAUGCAAUGUAUCAUCUGUUUUAAUGUUUGUAGAUCAUUAUUAUACAAGCUACUGAUUUGUUUGUAUGAAUACGUCUUCGUUAAAAUGGUAAUUAUGUUUUAAAAACUUAAUUGAAAUACUUGCCGGCUCGUGCAAAAAAUUUGAUAUGACUUCGAUAAUUGGUAUUAUCAUAUGAUUGAAUUUUUCUCGCACUUUGAUUGGCCAAUCUACACGAAAUAUAUGAUAUAUUGUUAUUUACUAACAAAAAAAUUAUUCCAAAAUAUUAAAUUUUCUCAAUUAAACAAUUUUGAUGAACCAAGUAUUCACAGUUGAAUUAUCCUUUUAAAACCAGUGCUCUUAACCACACUGAGAGGGGUCACGUUUAUACAUUAUGUCUUGAAAGAACUCUUUACUAUUGAGAAGAAAAAAUUAUGAUCCAUGACUGAAACUGUAUAAUUUACAAUGAUUUCUGCUCGGUUUAUAUUAAAUUUUUUAGUUCUUGUACAUUUGUAACAUGUUAAAGUAACAAAGGACAUAAAAUCUGAAAAAAUAUUUUGAAUAUUAACUAUUUCUCAUGUUUAAUAUAUUUGUUUUCAUUUUUAAA